AUGAGUGUGCGCAAGGCACAUAACUCCGGAAAGAAUCACCUCAAGAACGUGGUUCAAUACUACCAGGAGAUCGGACAUGAGAAGGCUCAGUCGGUGAUAGAUUCGAUCACCUCAUCAUACGCGGCCGAGGGCCAGGCAAGCUCCAACCCCAUGCUUCAGCACGCCGCCGGACAACCGGGAUAUCCUCCAGUUCCAUUCGGAUUUCCAGGCCAGCCAGGCUCAUUACCACCUCCACCAUUCGGUAUGCCUGGCAUGCCUGGCAUGCCAGGAGCCCCAGGUGCGCCUCCACCUCCCGGUGGAAUGAUACCACCUCCAGGAGGUCGCGGCAUGCCUUUCCCCCCACCAUUCCCACAUCCCGGCACCCCUGGAUCCAGCGAUAUGCCCAUGCCUCUCCCAAUUCCCCUCCCAAACAUGCCACCAGGCAGCCUGCCCUUCCCUCCCCCACCACCAGGCGGGUUCCCGCCUAACUUCCAGUUCCCGCCCCCAGGAGCGGGCGGUAUGCCUCCCCUGCCACCCUUCGCAGGCCAGCAUGGACAAAUACCCGGUCAAAACUCUAGUCCUGGUGGCGGACCACCUGUUCCUCCUGGCUUCGGGCAGCAGCAGCCUGGCGGGUUCCCGCCAGGACCUCCUGGGCCGCCGGGGAUGGGUGAUUCUAGAUAA
Arthroderma uncinatum is the source of this 660-nucleotide messenger RNA. RefSeq lists its product as uncharacterized. Lineage: Eukaryota; Fungi; Ascomycota; Eurotiomycetes; Onygenales; Arthrodermataceae. Gene Ontology annotation, biological process: mRNA 5'-splice site recognition; spliceosomal snRNP assembly; mRNA splicing, via spliceosome. Bases 1 to 660 code for a protein of 219 amino acids. The transcript is spliced from 4 exons. The record is from RefSeq and is a predicted model, not a curated record. Gene Ontology annotation, molecular function: pre-mRNA 5'-splice site binding; zinc ion binding. Gene Ontology annotation, cellular component: U1 snRNP.